Messenger RNA from Daldinia loculata, 1877 nucleotides. RefSeq lists its product as uncharacterized. The record is from RefSeq and is a predicted model, not a curated record. Bases 181 to 1566 code for a protein of 461 amino acids. Lineage: Eukaryota; Fungi; Ascomycota; Sordariomycetes; Xylariales; Hypoxylaceae. The transcript is spliced from 3 exons.
ACCGCGCUUAAACGCGACUUGUUUUUCUUAGACUACAAUUGAACAACUUCUUUUGCAAGUAUCUCAAUAGCCAAUAAGAAGAAAGUAGGAACUACAACCCUACGAAAAAUAGCCCAUAUAAAUCUUACCCAUAACAACGUUCCUCUUUUUAGAGUCUCUACGGGCUGGGUUUCCUCAGUCAUGCCUCCAUCCAAUGACGAUUUAUGGUCUGUUCGCAGAGCGCGAGAGACAGCCCAAGAAGCUGAAGUCAAAGAUAAAUUACUCAUGAAGCUCAAAGAGAAUGGCAUACUCUCGGAUGGGCAAAUGGAAGCAUUUAAACGCGAUGUGGUCAUGCACUACCAGGAGCAUGAUAUUAGGAAACGCCAAGGACGACCGUUGCGAAGUACUCGGUCUCGCCAAAUUGAGAUAGAGAAAACAUUUAAUGACUUAUCCUUGCACCCAUUCAUUUCUGCCGUCUUGGACUACUUGAAAACCCACGUUUCCAACGACCGUUGUAUCCAAGUUUUUGAGGAUGUCAUUUCAGUCCUUCCAAAUAGUCCACAAUGUCCGCCUGAAAGCAAGCAUCGCAAUCCCCGCGAAAAGCCUGGGACGCCAUUCUCGGCAUCUAGAGCGAAUCCUGCGUCUAUCAUGUCUAAUGCCAAGUUGAUUGAUGCUCUUGCAGCAGCAACCAAUAUGGAACCAUGGAAGGCGAUCUGGAUUCGUGGCCAAAUUACAUGGUGCGAUUCAAUAAGUGGAUCGAUGUCGGGGAUAUUGGAACUCGGCAAUGGACUCGUUAGCUACGGCCGACUCGGUCGCGAUCAUAUGCUUGCAGAUGUCCCUAACCAGUACGUCAGGGAUCGUCUAAUGGAUUACAUUAUCACCCAGCUUGAGGAGGAUCAGCAAGAGUGCGCAAAAAAAGCUGUAUUCCCGGACCUUAGCGUUGCUGAACUCGAGCAAUACACCGUCUUAAUUUUGAAGAAAGCAGAGGAAAAUAAGCCCAAGACCCGAAGUGAGAUGAUUGCGCGAAUAGUCGGGAAGAAGGUACUGAGAACCGAAAGCGAGAUAGAACGUGUACUUGGUCAAGCUUAUGCUAUGGAUCAAGUUGAUAAGGAUGAUGACCUAACUCCUCAACCCGGUUUUAGUAUCCGAAAUUACGGCCGCCUGGAGCCGCUCGCUCACUCGGUAGUCCGUCCAGGCCUGAAAGAGUUGACUCCGGAGGAAUCGGAAUUAAAUAUAGGUACUGAUAUCGACAAUGACUGCGAUCAGAUCCGCACCAUGAUCGUAUGCUUCGUCGACGGGAAAGGGUGGACUGCAGAUCAAUUUCGCUGGGCACUAGGAAAUGUCUCACGUCAGCAGCUAACAACCUUUCUUCUUGAGAGAGGUCCUAAGCAAGGAGUCAAUAAACCGAUCUUUCAACAUGCAUGGGAAUUCUUCAAAAAGCGCGAGAUCCUGGGUCUGCCUUUGACGGAAGUGUCAGAAGAAGACACCAUUGUCCUCCAAGAACGCGAUAGCAAUCGUGCAAACAAACGCCAAAGCACUGAUGGGGAAGGGAGUAGUUCUAAGAGAAGGUGUUCGAGAAGAGCAUAGCCAGAUGAGGUAGAAGGGCCACGGGAAAACCUGAAAUAUACUGUCCUUAAUGGUAAACCAUCGAUAUACAGUGUAUGCAAUGUAGAAUAGGAUAAGAAGGUGGCUGCAAAGCCAAUAUUAUAUCAUGGAAUGGUGUUCCUUUGGUAACCUUAGGAGCCUUAGAUUUUACCAGGGAAUAAGUGGGUCAGGGGUAGAUUCAGGGGCAGAUCUACUAGAAGUGGGUAUAUAAGAAACGCACAGUGCCCUUGAAAGAGUAUAAAAGGGCAGGUGUUAAUAGCUCAAAUCAUCUAUCCUGAUACUCUAUGUAUGAC